AUGGACAUAAUAUCGAUGAGGGUGUUGAGGAGUCUGAAGUUAACUCAGCGGGAAAAUGAAAUCUAUCGCAUUAUCAAGAGUAUUCUAAAGUCCGAAGGCUUCAUUGAACGCGUCUACGGGCCACAACUGCCAACUAGCUCACAUCACAGUGUGAGAGACCUCGAUGACCUAACAGGUGUCGGAUACAACACGCAAUUGAACAUGGAAGUUGAUACUAUGGAAGAUGGUGGGAGACUCUGUUGGAUAACGAGUGAGAAUGACAGGGACCAACUGAGUAUCCCUUCAAUGCCACUGGGGAUACGAGAGGGAGAGUAUAAAAGGUACCACGAAUACGAUAGAGAGGAGGAUUUAAUGGAUAUUAAAAAUUACUACAAAGAGUUUUACAAACUCAUUGUUAAACCAUUGCAAGAUUUUAAACCACAAACCGAACAAGAUUUACUAUACCAAUACGCGAAACCUCUCGAGUUUAUUUCCACCAACACCGAGAGGGAGCACAUUUUCAACACCGUAAAUAAUCACAGUGUAAAUAGUAAGAAUUCAAAUAGUAAAAACUUAGUGAUUGAGUAUAAAAACAAUUACAAGGGAAGAGAGGUAAAAAACUAUGAAUUUACGAGGGAAUUGUUAAAUAAAUUUAAAAUUAAACAGAAAUCCAAUCAAACAAAUGUUACUCCCAGAUUUACAGUGGAAUCUACGGGGGAAUCUGUAAAAUUGGAGGAAGAGAUAAAAUUACCAAAUGAACUGUACAAAAAUUUAUUUGCCAAAUUAUAGGGAAUAAAUUUUUAAUAUAUUUUUAUUCAUAU
Messenger RNA from Theileria parva strain Muguga, 800 nucleotides. RefSeq lists its product as uncharacterized. The transcript has a single exon. Bases 1 to 768 code for a protein of 255 amino acids. NCBI's taxonomy places the organism in Eukaryota, Apicomplexa, Aconoidasida, Piroplasmida, Theileriidae. The record is from RefSeq and is a predicted model, not a curated record.